AUGGAGGCCCUAGUCAAGAAGGGCUACGCGGAAAUAGCGCCACGUGCGUCCCACACUACAAGGACGUGGUACUUGCCGCAUUUCGCAGUCGUAAACGCUCUAAAGCCCGACAAAUUGCGAGUUGUACACGACGCAGCAGCCAAAACAAAAGGUACGACUUUGAAUGAGAAUCUAUUAACAGGGCCGGAUUUGUUACAGCCUCUUCCCGCAGUGUUAUUAAGAUUCCGGGAACAUCCCGUCGCUGUAACAGCGGACAUCACGGAGAUGUUCAUGCAGGUGGGACUACGCGAGGAAGAUCGCGACGCACUGCGCUACCUCUGGCGAGGAAACCGCCGAGAUAGCCGGCCGCCAGAGGUGUACCGAAUGAAGGUAUUAAUCUUUGGCGCAUCGUGCUCUCCUGCGACGGCGAUAUACGUCAUGAAUCGCAACGCGGAGAGACACCGACACACGCAUCCUGAGGCUGUCGAGGCGAUCAAGAAGAAACACUACAUGGACGACCACCUCGACGGCUAUGAGAAGAUGAACACAGGAGAAGCUCACUUUGAAUUAAGGAAGUGGACGAGUAACUCGCCCGCGGUGUUGAAGGCGCUCGGCGAAUCGCCCAAUGCAACCGAAGCGGUGGAAAUAGAAAGGACUGAACGAGUCCUAGGCCUUAUUUGGAGGCCGCAAGAAGACAGGUUGGCGUUCAACCUAGACUUGGCCCGCAUACCGUCGAACCUACUGAGGCGAGAAGCACCCACGAAGAGAGAAGCAUUGAAAAUAGUAAUGUCGUUGUUUGAUCCUCUAGGGUUGGUGUCGCCGAUAACUGUGCGGGCUAAACAGCUAUUACAGGAGGUGUGGCGACGCGGCACCGAUUGGGACGACCCGAUCGACGACGAACUGUCCGCCGACUGGGUGAACUGGCUCACCCAUUUGAAGCAACUCAGCGGCGUAACAGUGCCGCGCUGCUAUCCCGGCUACUCCCGAGCGAGAAAACUCCAACUCCACGUGUUCACCGACGCCAGCGAGUCAGCCUACGCGACCGCGCUCUACUGGCGCGCCGAGGACGACGACGGACGAGUCACAGUCACGUUACUGGCGGCCAAGGCAAAGGUAGCUCCACUCAAAUUAACCUCCAUACCACGGCUUGAACUACAGGCAGCUGUACUCGGCGCACGGAUGGCUGCGAGUGUGACACAGGAGCACUCCAGGCAGCCAGAAUCCACGACCUACUGGACCGACAGCAAGACAACACUGUGCUGGAUCAGAACGGGAGCCAGGUCGUACAAGCCCUACGUAGCGCAUCGAAUCGCCGCGAUAGAAGAACACACACAGGCGAAUCAAUGGAGAUGGGUGCCUACACGCUACAACGUUGCCGACGACGCUACGCGCGACGUUCCCGACAACUUCACGCGGGAACACAGGUGGUUCAACGGACCAGAGUUCCUCCACGACCCGCCGAAAACUAUGGCCUGCGGAGGAAACACAGCUGAGCACCGACACGGAGCUGCCGCCCGCGUACUACAAGCAGUACAACACUUCAAACGACGCGUCAACACGGUCCAUUACAAGAGGACCAAGGCGGCCGCAAGCGAGAAUCCGGAUUGGAGGCGCAACGAAGCCGCGAAAAAUGCGGCGAAACGAGUCGUACAAGCACCGGAGGAGCGAUUCGUGACGCUCCCAGCCGAGUUGCAAGAAGAGGCCGAGCGCAUAAUCAUAAAGGCGAGUCAGGAGGCCGCCUUCGAGGAAGAACUACGCUCACUCGAAAAGGAAAACCCGUGUCAAAAGAAAGCAGGUUGCGUGGAGAGCGUCGUCAAUUACUGUCGGCAGUACAAAUGGGUCAUUCGACUGCGCCCGACGGUCAAGGCGGUGGUCAGGAGCUGCGUCAAGUGCCGCCAGAGGGCGGCCACUCCACCGCAACCGAUAACGGGAGACUUGCCUCCCUGCCGACUGGCGCAUCAUCACCGGCCGUUUACAUACACCGGUUUGGACUAUUUCGGCCCGCUCACAGUCACCGUGGGCCGGAGUAGUCAAAAAUGGUAUGUCGCUCUCUUCACAUGCCUAACAGUGCGGGCGGUGCAUCUCGAAGUGGUGCACCCCUGA
This is a messenger RNA of Manduca sexta (tobacco hornworm), 2082 nucleotides long. RefSeq lists its product as uncharacterized. Gene Ontology annotation, molecular function: nucleic acid binding. The record is from RefSeq and is a predicted model, not a curated record. NCBI's taxonomy places the organism in Eukaryota, Metazoa, Arthropoda, Insecta, Lepidoptera, Sphingidae. Bases 1 to 2082 code for a protein of 693 amino acids. The transcript has 4 exons.